AAAAUAUGCAGCAAAAUUCAAUCAAUCAUGAAGAUGAUUAGCCAAACAAUAUCAUUGAUAACCUAGAAUUCUAAUCUGUUCUUGACAGUAUUGUUACUAUAAGUAUUUUUAAGUUUAAAAUCUAAAUGAUGAUUAAUUCCAAGACGAAAUACCAGAAUAAAAUAACCACAUGUACAAGGAAUAAUAAAAAAACUCAACUCCACUGCAUUAAGAAAUACACAGAAAUGGUGAUUAAAGACCUUAACCAGAAUUGGAAGGUGAAUUUUACAAAGUUAGUCCUCAUUUUUUGGAAUCCAAUUCUGUAAAUUUUAUCAUCUACUUUUUCAGACAUAUUAUUGCACUUUGUCUUCAAGAAGAUUUACGUAUUACAACAUCAAAAAUAGGGAAAAACCAUUAGGAAUUUUGGACUUUGAUUACUAAAAAUACAUCUUCUCCUAUGUAAAAUCAAAGGAUGACACUUACAUUCAGAGUUUCAUGUAUACAUUUAAAUAUAAAAGACUAUAGCCAGAAGGCUGUGAGAAGAAAUUCGAAUUUGUAGUACCUACUAGAACCAGAGAAUAAUCUAAAUAGUGGGUUUCAUUAAUUCAAUAGUACAUCUAGUAAUCAUAUGGAUAUUUAAAUAAUAUUAUGAGCUUGUCAAAAUAUCAUCGGUUCUGGAGACAUGAAAGAAUCUUGGAUCCUCAAAUAUUAGCACAAGCUCAAACAGGCGAUUUGCUUAUCUUUCGCACCAGAGGAAAACUACAAAACUUAUAAAGAUCUAUUACCAGAAGCGAUUAUGAUCACAUUGUUAUGUUUCUCAAAAACCCUUGGGAAGACCCAAUGCUCUUUGAAUCUAGCAAUCAAUACGGAGUCAUCACCUUUAGUUAUAGUAUGUUUUUUUGUCAUUCCCUUUAGAACGCUUUGUUAAAACCAAGUCCUACGAAAAUUAUGAAAAGUAAUUAUUAUUUAGAAUUCAAGGAUUCUAUAUAAGCCGUUACUGAAUGUUUCUGAAAAUGAUCGCAUCCUCAUGUAUGCUUAUGCUGAAGCCCAAAUUGGAAAAGGGUACUCUUUGAGCAUGAUGAAAUUCUUUAAGAAAAGUACUAGGCAAAAUUUUUUUUGCUCUGAAUUGAUUGCUUAUGUCUAUUAACUAAUGGGAUUUAUACCUGAAUCAGAAAAAUGUUGUUCCUUUUUACCAGGUUACUUUUCUAUCCUUAAAAUUUAGGCAAUUUUACUGAUGAAGAUAAACGAAUGGAUUUACUUAAAUCUGCUUAGCUCGGACCUGAUUAUAUUGUGGAUUUUUAUUAUCUAUAAUGA
Molecule: messenger RNA, 1293 nt
Organism: Paramecium octaurelia
Lineage: Eukaryota; Ciliophora; Oligohymenophorea; Peniculida; Parameciidae
Source: the annotation of a GenBank genome assembly